Purpureocillium takamizusanense is the source of this 414-nucleotide messenger RNA. RefSeq lists its product as uncharacterized. The transcript has a single exon. The coding region runs from base 1 to 414 and encodes 137 amino acids. Lineage: Eukaryota; Fungi; Ascomycota; Sordariomycetes; Hypocreales; Ophiocordycipitaceae. The record is from RefSeq and is a predicted model, not a curated record.
AUGAGAUUUGCAUUUUAUGAUGAGGCAGGCAUUGGCAAGGCCAUUGAGACGGCUACACGAAACGUGUGUCUCUUUCCUUGCAACAGGCGUCCGCUCGAUUCUUUUCGCUGUUCACAAGAUCGGACGACGGCAGUUCAGAUCACUUCUUGUUUCUUUUCCCUUCUUCCAUCAGCUCUUGUUUGUUCGCAUCGUCUCCUUCGGCGUGGCCGCGGGUUGGAACGUUUGAAGAGUCAAGUCAGGCAAGCCAUCAUCGUCUUCCACGAAAGCCCCGCAUGUAUGUUAACAGAUCGCGUCGAUGCGCCCUCUGGGUGGGCGGCAUCUUUUGGUCAGAAUAAAGACUCUAUACCCUCUAUUCUCUCCAAGAUUGCCUUCCCCUCGUUGUUCCCCGUGGAAGACGAUGAUGGGAAGCCGUAG